CAGUCAUUGCUAGUGUAAGAAAUCCAAGCAGCAACAGUCCAACAAGUGUCGUUCGCAAUAUUGAGCAAGAAUCCAUUUUCAUCUUGAUAUUGGACCUGCGCACAGUUCUCACAGUCGGUCAAUCCUCAGUCACCUCAGUCAAACUUUAUUUAUGCGUCCCGCACGGAAACGCAAACUCUCCAAAUCCCUGCUACCAUCUCAGGAAUAAAGCGCAAACCUAAAACAAUGCAAACAUGAUGCUUUGGGUGCAUCAGUAAACCCACAGGAAUCAAAGGCUAGAGGAAGAAAGAUUGUUUGCGGUGAUUACGCGCGUCUUGACGUCUCAUUUAUUACGUCAUUCAAGCGCGGAGCAGCCGUGGGAUCCCGUUCACUACCGGCGCUGGAAAAGUUUCUCUCGUCCAUGUGAAAGUUUUCGGAGUCAAUCGUGGUCCAUGUUUGGGUGAUUUAUUUUGCGCAUUGAUGUAGGACCGCGGUGGCGCACGAAACCACAGGUCGCAGGUGGGUGAGCUGUCAGUCAGGAGAGAUAACUAGAUUCCCUGACUACACCAAUCUGAAGCAGUGUAGGAAGAUCAACAGGUAGCACACGCCCUAAGUGGCGGCUGAAAUGACACGCCCCUGCCAGAUCGCCAGGCUCCGCCUUCCCUUCUGGUGGCUUUUGUUGGCACAUAUGACGAUACAAACAGCUUUGGGGGGGGACAAGAACGAAUUGUGCGGAGGUCGAGACUGCAGCGUGUGUCAGUGUUUUCCCACCAAAGGACAAAGGGGGCUUACCGGUGCAUUAGGUCGGCAGGGUCCCCAGGGUCCAUCGGGUUUGCCGGGCAUUCAAGGACUGCCUGGCGAGAAGGGUCAGCGAGGAACGAUUGGAUUUCCUGGGGUGGCUGGCCCUCGUGGAGACAGAGGCAGCCAGGGAGUUAUAGGCCAUACUGGUUUAGAUGGCGUCCCAGGUCUUCCUGGUCCUGGUGGUCUUCCUGGGCUUCUAGGGAAGGAUGGUUGUAACGGAUCCAGAGGAGAUCCUGGGCUGGUCGGUGAAAUAGGGCAACCCGGACCCCCAGGACUGAUUGGUGCACUUGGAUUUAAAGGUGUCAGAGGAAACGCCACUUGUAGAACAAUAUACAUGCCUGGAAAACCUGGUCCUGAUGGACGACCAGGAGUCCCUGGACCACAAGGUUUUGAUGGAAUUGUCGGUCCACAAGGUUUUCCAGGACCAGUGGGACCUAAAGGCCUCAGGGGUCCACAAGGUCCACCUGGUCCAAGAGGUCCACCGGGAGAGCCAGGAAGAUCACUGGCUGGACCUAAAGGAGUAGAGGGGGACGAGGGUCCAAAGGGUGAUCCUGGUCCCUUUGAGUUCGUGGAGCCAAACCCAGAAGACUGCAUUAAAGGAGAUAAGGGGAGUAAAGGGGAGAAAGGACUUUGUGGAAAACAUGGAAUAGAAGGUCCUGUUGGGCCUUCGGCAGAGAAAGGAGAGAAAGGCGGGAUUGGUUUCUCUGGACCCCCAGGUCCUCCUGGUUAUUCUGGUGGAACAGGCGUUCCAGGACCUAGGGGGCAGCGUGGAGAAAACGGUCUUCCUGGUCUUUAUGGCAACAAAGGAGAAAAGGGAGACCCAGGUGAUCCUGGACCUAAGGGAAGUCAGACUAACAUUAUCAACGAUAAAGCAGGACUGUUUGGAGAUCAAGGCCCUCCUGGUGCACCCGGACCACCUGGUGACAGGGGACUGAUGGGUAUACCCGGCUUCCCUGGUGAACACGGAGCAGCUGUUAGAGGUGCGAUGGGUGAGUUUGGUCUUCAGGGUCUCGCCGGGCUUACAGGAGAAAAAGGAGAAAAAGGAAGAUUACUUGACACUCCAGGCGACACUUUUGGGGAACCUGGGAAACGGGGCCUUCCAGGGACUAAAGGAGUCCAAGGAAGUCCUGGCCCUCCUGGAUACUACUGCAUUCCUGGUAAAGGAGGAGAACCUGGAGAGCCUGGAGAGAGAGGGCCAUGUGGAUUACCAGGUGUCAGUGGGAGGAAAGGUCCUGAUGGGGUUUGUGCUUGUAAACCCCUUGGUGAUAUGCCCGGUACGCUUGGCCCUCCAGGAAUUCCUGGUGACCCUGGUGAUCCUGGGAGGACUGGGCUCCGGGGACCUAUCGGUGAUGCUGGGCCUAUUGGGGUGAAGGGUGAAGACGGUAUACUAGGUCCCAGGGGCAUCAGAGGUGUCAGAGGAUUGAAAGGAGAGAAAGGCGAUGUUGUGGUGUUAAGUAGAAAAGGAGAUAAAGGUGAAACAGGAUUCUCUGGACCAUUGGGGGUGCCGGGAUAUCAUGGGAGGAAAGGGGAUGAUGGGAAAAUGGGUUCUCUUGGAGAUCCUGGACCUCCGGGAGAUAAUGUUCUUGGUUUGCCAGGUGAUAGAGGAUGUCCAGGUUUAACUGGUGCAAAAGGCUGCAGAGGUCCAACUGGUCCUGCCGGUAUACGUAUGAUGGGGUCGGUCGGGCAACGGGGCCAACAAGGAGACACAGGACCCCAAGGCCAAACAGGACACCCUGGGCUUAAAGGAACCCGAGGCGAUGCACCAGCUCGAGGUCCUGGCAUACCUGGAGCUCCUGGUUCCAAAGGGGUGCCUGGUUUCCAAGGUGAUAAAGGAAGGCCUGGAGAUCCAGGAUAUAGAGGGAAAAUUGGACCAAAUGGUCCCAGGGGCGAUAGAGGUGACUCGGGAGAUUGUGGACCAAUCGGUAUCAAAGGAUCUGAAGGACUUUGUGGAGAUCCAGGUGACACCGGCUCUGACGGUAACAGUAUUGACGGCUCACCUGGUACACCGGGUAUCCGGGGACCUGAGGGUCUGAAAGGGCCUUGCGGAGACUCGGUCGAUGGGGCUUUUGGACCAGCGGGGCCCUCUGGGCUUCAGGGAAGACAGGGUCCUAAAGGUGUUCCUGGACCUCCUGGACCAAUUGGAAUACAGGGUUUAUCUGGUAUUCCUGGGCUUCCUGGUAAAAAAGGGACUAAGGGAGUAGCUGGUAUAACAGGACCACCCGGUCGCCCAGGCAGCAGACCAGAUCGGUGUGAUAAAGGAGACCCUGGUCCACCUGGCCGGUCUGGACCACCUGGGUACCCUGGCAGGCAAGGUUCUCCUGGAGAGAAGGGGUUGCCUGGCGAAUUAGGACUUGCAGAUCUUGGAGCCAAGGGCCGCCCUGGUAACCCCGGUAUCCAAGGCCAUCCAGGACUCCCUGGACUUCAGGGUCCUCCAGGACUCAGAGGAGACAAUGGAAUUUCUGGAAACGAUGGAAUAAAAGGUUUGCCUGGAUAUCCUGGACAAAAUGGCUGUGUUGGCAAUCCAGGACAGACUGGUCCUCCAGGGGCCCCUGGACUGAACGGCAUAAGAGGGCUUGACGGAAGUCCAGGUUUUCCAGGGGAAAAUGGAUCCAAGGGCCAGAAAGGAUGUGCAGGACCACCAGGCCCUCCGGGAGAAAGCGUCUCGAUUCCAGUGAAAGGACAGGUCGGCCCACCUGGACAACAUGGAGUGAUUGGUUUCCCUGGACCAAGAGGUGACAAGGGUGUACCAGGUCCUCCCGGACAACCAGGGCUUCCAGGAUUUAAUGGACCACCUGGGUUUGAAAGUGUCAGUCGUGGACCACCGGGUGUCCCCGGACAGCCAGGUGAGCCUGGAAGACCCGGGCGGCCUGGGCCAGUAGGCAUUGUGGGAUAUCCUGGGCAGAAUGGUGAACAAGGUGACCCUGGAUUGACUGGUAUGGCUGGGACUCUUGGUUUUCCUGGAUAUGAUGGACCUAAAGGUGAUAAAGGAGAAUCAAUCAGUGAACCAGGACGAACAGGAGCAAGAGGCCCAUCUGGAGAAAAUGGCUUACCAGCACCACCUGGUGACAGGGGAGACCAUGGUGACCCUGGGCCCCCGGGGCCAUAUGGACCCUGUGGUCCACCCGGACCACCUGGAAGUUUAGGCCUGUGUGGAUUCCAAGGUGUGGUGGGACCCCCAGGUCCAUGUGGUAGGCAUGGUGCGGAAGGCCCUCCGGGACCACCUGGUGCACAAGGACCUAAAGGAAACAUAGGAAACUCUGGCCCCAGAGGAUCUCCAGGUCCUCUGGGGCUCCAUGGGCUAGAUGGUCUGAAGGGGGUCAAAGGUGCAGUGGGGUCCCGAGGAAUGAGUUUGAAGGGCAUUGAUGGACCUCCAGGGCUGCCAGGAGAUAAGGGUAUUCAAGGAGAUCAAGGGUUGCAAGGAACAUCACAAAUAGGUGUCCGGGGUCCUAGAGGGCCACAUGGGGUUCAAGGAGAGCCUGGUUUAAUGGGCCCUCCAAGUCCUCCUGGGGACAAUUGUAAAAAUCCUUUACCUGGAGAAUGUGGAGAGCUGGGGUACAGUGGACCAGAUGGACCAACAGGGCCAAUGGGAGAGAUGGGAGAGCCAGGCAGUGUGUUCGCAGUUCGGGGGGAUGGCGGUGACCCAGGUGCCCCUGGGUUAACUGGCGAUAAAGGUGAAAAAGGAUCCCAAGGACUCGAUGGUCCCCCAGGAUAUUCGGGCUCAGAAGGUCCAAAAGGUGAAAGAGGACAGUGUGGACUUAUGGGCCUUCCUGGACCCCCUGGCUCUAAGGGUGAUUGUGGUCCGCCAGGAGUUUGUGGUGUUAAGGGAGACAGGGGAGAUCCAGGUCUGAAAGGAGACCCUGGGACUGUCAAACCUCCUGAACAACCCUGUGCUGUUCCACAGGGACCCGCUGGUCCUCGUGGACUUCGUGGCCUGGGUGGUAUUCAGGGUGUGCCCGGACCAAGUGGCACAGCGGGCCCGAAAGGUAAAAAGGGUGCCAGUGGGGCUAGUGGAGACCGUGGACCACGGGGGUUACCGGGAUUGGAUGGAGCACCUGGAUCCUACGGAGAUCCUGGCCUAAGAGGACCACCAGGCUCUGAGGGACCCCAAGGACCCCCUGGAGAGCCGGGUCCUCCUGGACAAGAAAGGAAGAAAACCUCUGGGUUCCUUUUGGUGAUGCACAGCCAGUCUGAAAUCGUCCCUGCUUGUCCCUAUGGCCUGACGCAGUUGUGGGAGGGAUUCAGCCUGCUAUAUCUGGAGGGUCAAGAGAGGGCGCACACACAAGACCUGGGCCAGGCGGGUUCAUGUGUGCGCAUGUUCAGCACAAUGCCGUUCUCCUGUUGUAAUAUGGAAACGUGCGGAUAUGCAAGUCGCAACGACAAAUCCUUCUGGCUGUCCACCACGGCCUCCAGUCCCACGCAGCCUCUGGAGGGGCUGGAUAUACGGCCACAUAUCAGCAGAUGUGUGGUGUGUGAGGCUUCAUCACCAACCGUUGCAAUACACAGUCAAGACAUGUCUGCACCACAAUGUCCACCCAAAUGGAGAAAUCUCUGGAUGGGAUAUUCAUUCCUUAUGCAUACAGGAUCAGGGGACGAGGGAGGGGGACAGUCUCUGACAUCAACAGGAAGCUGUUUGCAGGACUUCCGCAGUCAGCCGUUCGUGGAGUGUCAAGGUGCACGCGGCACGUGCCAUUAUUUCGCCUCAAGUUACAGUUUUUGGCUGACUAAAGUGGACACUGGGCGUUUCAACCCUCCCCAUCGCAGUACAAUACUGCACAAUGAAGCGGACCAACGUAAUAGCGUCAGCCAAUGCAGCGUCUGCAUGAGGGAGUGAUGCCCGCUACAGAUAAAAAGUCAAAGCACAUCAAGAGGUCAAGUGAUCGAAAUCCUUUCAUCUCUUUUGGAGAGGAAAAAACUGACCCUAGUUUGUGACCGUUUUUGUUGAAAUGCAGGCUGUGAACUUCAUAUUUUUACUGAAUAUGUUCCUGCAUAGUCAAACGUGAAAUCUUUGCCUGGUACACCUUUGUUUCCAAUUUGGUGCUAGAAAACCAUUUGCACAGGUUGCUACACGUCAGUGUUCGUUUUUCACCUUCUUUUUCUAAUAUGUCUUCUUCGCGGUCUUGGCAUAAAAACAUAUUACUUUGUUUAGGCGCGUUUAUAUGAACAGAAAUAAGAGCUGCUUGAUACAUAUACAUUGUAUACUGUACGUAGAUGCCACAUUCAACCACCCCGGAUGCAACCGCCAUGUUAAAAUGGUCAACAUUUCAUGUGCUGUUGUCACUAACCGUAAAAAAUGUCCAGAUUUAAAUUCCAGAAGAAACGAGAGAAACUUUCACUGGUGAGAUGUUUUUAUGUGUAUUAAGGUCUUUGCACAUACAGUCCGAAAUUUUCGUAUGCGUUUUUUCGUAUUUGGCUCUCGUUUGUACGGUGUCUCUGAAUUGUUAAAAAAGGCCACUCAAAAUGCUUGACGGAUGCGAAAAACGCAAAAAAUCGAACCCGGUCCGAAUUUUUUUAUGACGGACGAAAAUAUCGGAGGCAGUGUGUAAAUGUGAUUGACACAACGUGAGGUCGUAUUUAUUUUUUAUCGUGCGGAAAUUUCGGACGCAAAUUUCAUUUAAAAACGUUUAAAAACAUCACCAGUUUGAUGUUCAAUAAUAGUCAUUAGAUGAAUUAAUAAAAGUUAAGAAAUAUUAAUUUAAUCUUCAGAAUCGGCAUCCGCAGAUAUCACUCUGAAUAAUCGGUAUCGGUGAAGAAGCAUCUCUAUAUACAGUACUGUAUAUCUACGCAAUUUACAUCGCAGUCCAUAUGAAUGCACCUUUGCAAGUGCUAGUUGGUUUCCAUUGGAUGGAAAUCAAGCAAUGACUGACCUUAGUGUAUAGCAGUACCUGCUAGCGUCAUGUUAUAUCAGUUGAGAGAGAUCUUCAGCUACAUAUCACUAGCCUGCUGUUUUAGCAAACAGGCCAGAUGGCCUAAAACCAAUAAACAUUCUUAACCCUCGUCUCAGGUAUGUAAUGCUAAAGAAACUGAAUCUUCUUACUGAGCUAGCAAAGAUUGUUUUUGUGGAGGGAUAAGGUUGUGAAUGUGAUUGGUUGAUUGGUUUUCGCAUUAUAUUUCAAAGAACUUUCUGGAAGUUUUGUUUAAUGUAUGCGAGGCAUUACCGUGUUAUUCGUGAAUUAUCAUUACUAUUGAAUUUCCCCGUCAUUGGUAUUGAACACUGGAUAAUCUUCCCUGCUUUGUUUUACUUUUUGUUUGUUUGUUAGAAAAUAAUGUCUCUUGCUGUCUAAACUAACUCAAGCCAUUUAAACUAAACUAACACCCUCAGUAUUCCACAGUCCCUGUCCAUGAACAUGGAGACUGAAGUCUUAAAGCAGUUCUUGCUUAAAGCAUGGCAUAUUUUUUGUAUGUAAAUAUGAUUGCACUGUUAAAAACGGCUUUGCUUUAUAUUUUUACUAAAUGUCAAGAGUAUUUAUUUAGCUAGAGAUUAUUUUGGUGCUAUUUUUGGAGCAGAAGCGAAUUUAACAGCAAAUGAACAACUUGUUCCCUUCUUAAAAGAAAAGAUGAUUGUUUUGGGUCUGAUUUUAAUAAUGGGACACAUAUGUGAAGUACUGUACUGUUACAUCUAGGGAUUGAAGACAAAUUUGGACGAUGCUAUUGGUUAAAACAGGAGAUAUAUGUCUGAUUUUUACAAUUGAAUUGUAAGGUUUCAUUUUUACUGUAUAUUAAAUGUCUGAUAAAAGUUGUGCUUUUUUCUAAUAAUUUUCAAUAAUAUAGGGAAACAUAAUAUUUCAUAAUCCACAAAAGUGAAAUAAUCUGCAUGGGGUUCACGUAAAUCGUAUAUGAUACAUUAUUCUAUAGUUUAACAGAAUUUUCAUAAAGCAACUUCCAAUAUAUAUUGACUAUAGGGGCAGCUGUUCAGGGGCACAGGUGAUGCUGUAGGUCAACUGUUAGGCCUGAAUGUGUUGGUAUUUAAAGUAAAUACUCACCAAGUAAUUGUAGCAAGUUCAAUUUUAAACACCUAUUCAUGCUACUGAAUGUCACACUAACACACUGUUAAAGUGGAUACCAGCAUUUCUAUUGAAAGACUUUGUGUACUGUUUAAAAAUAUAAUAUAAUAAAUGUAUUAUGAAAAUCGAGUGUUACACAUUUUGAGCCUCUCCAACCAGAUCAGUUUUAAAAUCAUUCAAUGAAUUGAUCUUAUUUUGAUCUUGUGUGUAUAAAUUGUAAAUGCUUACAUUUGUAUGUUUUGUAUCUAAAGCAUUGUGCGCGUGUUUUUUUGCUUGGCUACAAAAACUGUUAACAUGGUAAAAAUGAAUAUCGUAUUAUUUGUUAUGAGACAUACAAAUCAGAUCAAUACAGGUUUACACAAUAUAGCUAUGAUGAGAACAGCCGUGAUGUAAAACACAGUAACACUUUACAGAAUAAAGUUGUAUUUGUCAACAUUAGUUAAUGCAUUAUCUAACGUGAACUAACAAUGAGCACAAUAAUUCUGCAACAUUAUUCCUCUUUGUUCAUGUUAGCAUUUACGAAUACAUUUUUAAAAAUGUAUCUUGUAAAAAUGUAU
Triplophysa rosa is the source of this 8338-nucleotide messenger RNA. RefSeq names its product collagen, type IV, alpha 4 (gene col4a4). Gene Ontology annotation, molecular function: extracellular matrix structural constituent. The record is from RefSeq and is a predicted model, not a curated record. Lineage: Eukaryota; Metazoa; Chordata; Actinopteri; Cypriniformes; Nemacheilidae. The transcript has 48 exons. The coding region runs from base 605 to 5611 and encodes 1668 amino acids. Gene Ontology annotation, cellular component: basement membrane; collagen trimer.